GCUCUUGCUUGGAAUUCUACUCAAACUCACGAUCGAAUACAAAAUGGCACCCAAUUGGACGCGGCUGAUCCGGUUCAUUGCCGAAGAAGAUGGCCAGGUUCACCUGGGCGAGGUAGACGCCAACCAAGAUGUUGGUCUUGCAUUGUUGAACAAGGAGAAAGUCACGGCAAAACUGGUUACCGGAUCUAUCUUUGAUGGUACAGUGACAGAAAAGCAGCUACAGGUUGCUCAGCUUCUGUCCCCAAUCGAGAUAGAGAAUGUCCCCAUCAUCCGAUGCAUGGGUCUUAACUACCGCGACCACGCCCGGGAAGCCAGCAUGCCCAUCCCGGACGUGCCCGUUCUCUUCAUCAAGCCCCGGACUGCACUGAAUGGUCCCUACCCGGCCAAGAUCAAUGUGCCCAAGAUCGCCCAGGACGGAACCAGUGACUACGAAGCGGAAUUGUCGUUUAUCAUUGGCAAGUCCGGUCGUGACAUUCCUGAGUCCGAGGCCAUGAACCAUGUUCUGGGUUUUACUGCGAGUAACGAUGUUAGUGCUCGUGCGCAGCAGUUUAAGAACAGCCAAUGGAGUUUUUCGAAGGGCUUUGAUGGUUCCUGCCCAUUGGGCCCGGUGCUGGUGGCCCCGUCGGCCAUUGACCCGCAUAACCUUGAUAUCAAGGCGAUUCACAACGGCUCUGUUGUGCAAGACUCGAACACUCGUGAAAUGAUUUUCGAUAUCCCCAAGACCAUCUCGUUCUUGUCCCAAGGAACGACCCUGGAAAGAGGAACGGUGAUUAUGACCGGUACCGGUCCUGGAAUUGGCGCUAUGCGUGAUCCGAAGGUUGUAUUGAACGACGGCGAUGACAUGCGCGUUGCGAUUGAGAACAUUGGAACCUUGGUGAACAAGAUAGUAAACUCCUCGGAUGGACUUCGGACAAAUACCAAAAACGGUAAAAUACAAACUUCAGCGCGGAUCAUGGAAAAUGCGGGGAUAUCUGCUUGUAUACUUGUCGAUCUGUCUUUCCAUAUUUUCAAUAUCUUCAUUCAUCACAACAGAGCUACAAAAUGGUCCAAUGGCACGAUACUCGUCGUUCGUCCAUUUCCUACAUCACAAGAUUGCUCAUAUCCUACGGGACCAUUAAAGCCAGGUCCGAAAAUAGGCUCCCUGCGCCAACGGAAGCGUUCCUUGAAUGAAAACGAUAAGGACGAUGGCGAGGAAGAUAGACAUACUACAAGACCCAGACUCGAGUCUGAAGACGAGACCACAGCUCUUGCACCGGAUUCACUCAGCUUAAAUUCCGCUGCUGAGCGGGAGGUGUCUUUGUUGACCGAGAGUCACGACGCCCCGGCGACGGUGAAGGGAAAAGUACCCGACCUCGCUUUUAUCCUGCACCCAUCGCAUGAAAGUCCGGGGUCGAGAGAGGAGCCUAUUCCUGAGCAACAAUUGUCUGGGGAUAUUCAGCGAAGGGCUUCCUUGGACAAAGCCUGUUCUGUUAUAAAAUUAACAUGGUCAGAGGUAGAGAAGUUGAUCGAGACGUAUUUUGACAACAUGGUGGCUAUAAACCUAUUUCACCAACCUAGCUUCUAUGAUAAGUUAAGUCGUACCGCGUCUCCAACAGAGGUCACUGCCUUGCUGGCGGCCAUGAUAGCCUUCUCUGUGCGGUUCCAGUCAGCCGGAAAUGGUGUGGAAACCGAGGGAAACACGCAUAGACGAGCAGCACAUUUUCUGAAUCUUGCAUCGGACUAUAGCAACGAUGCAUUGAAAGAGUGUGAUGAUCGUACUCCGCCAUUGUGUCUGCUCCAGGCGUUUAUCCUUGUCUCUCAUGGUCAAUUGACGCAGGGUGUUCUGGGAAGAGCAUGGCGGACGCUAGGUACAUGUGUCCGGCUAGCAUAUGAAAUGAACCUGCAUCUCGUUGAUGCUCGUGGCGCGGAAUAUGCCCUGAACAGCAAACGAUGGCGUGAAGGCGAGGAGAAGCGCCGUGCUUGGUGGGCCAUCUGGGAAAUGGAUGUUUUCGCUACAACUAUUCGACGGACACCUACAGCUGUGGACUGGUCUCAGCUGGAGACUUUGCUCCCGGUUGACGACGAGCAUUGGUUCGAGUCUAAGCCUACGCGGAGUUGCUUUCUCCAGCAAGACCCGAUUCUUCGGUGGAAGGCGCUCGUAAACAGCGGAAACCAGUCACCAAAAGCGUGGUUUAUUGUUAUAAACUCCCUGAUGAAAGAGGCCCAGCGAAUAUCCAGCCCUAGAGGUAUUCCGAACGGAAAUGGCCCAUCUUCGGACAGGAUGGACGAGGCUCGCCAGCGACUCGAGGUCAUUGCUAACGCCGUGCACUGCUUCCAACUAGCCCUUCCAAGUCACCUCAAAUACCAGCAGCAACAUCUGAGCUUUGAUGCUCGUAUCCCUGGCGAGGUCUUGUCCUUGCGACAAAUACAUUGCUCUAUAUACAAUAUCUACAUGAUGAUCCAACUAGCAAGACUCAUGAUCUACCGCUACGAUGUCUUCAAAGGCCGGUUCCGUGUAGCGCUUCCUACCCGUGAAUCUGAUGUUAAUCAUGACAACCCCCACAUAAAUGCGAAGGGGAAGACAGAACGUCUAGCCGUUAAUGAAUACUUUGAAGCCGCCGAUGACAUGCUCACCAUCAUCCACCGCAGCUGCGACGAUCAUAUUCGGUACAUCAAUCCCUUCCUCUCGAACACUAUCUGGCUGGCAUCAGCUGUGCACUUGAUGCGUAGUCAACUGUGCAGACCGGGAGCAGUUAAGUCGGCUGUCAAGUCGCGAUAUGAGGUUUUGCACUUGACUUACAAGAGGUGUGUGAGGUUUUGGGAUAUGCAUACCGCUGUCCAGCAGAAUUUGGAAACUCUCGAGGACCAACUGGAGGCGUGGCAGCAGUCCAAGAAGAAGUGCAGAACAGAACGGAAUCAUGCAUUAUCCUCACCGGCUGGUUGGGAACAUUCGUCUCAAAGGCCGGAUCUUGACUAUGAUCCAACCCUAUCCGUACCAAAUACGAUUUCAAAUGACAUAGCCACACCAGUCAUCCCAACACCACCAUCAAGCAGCAGCUUCUACCAAACCGACUGGCACGCUGGAAUUCCGACUGAAGACAUACGAAACGCAUCGAUGGUUGAUAUGUUAUCUGUACCAUCAGUGGACGCUCAUUUCAUCGCAGAUCAGAUGAUCCCGUCCGCCACGCUAAUUGACCCAAUGUUUCUCUUUGGGAGUACGCAGUCACAAGGACCAUGGAUCGAGAAUAGUAGAGCAAUGGAUGGGGAGAUUGAUUGGAGUUUUUUACAGUUGCCAAAUUAAUUAUCGGAUGUUCUUUUCUAGACAUUCUUAUCUGUACAUUUAAAGAUCAAUAAGCCAAAAUCGAUCUCAAUACCUCACCCAACUUCCUUCCACACAUCUCUGCACGUUCCAGCACUUCAAGCAUUCUCCAAGCUACAAAUCGAUCUGGUCUUACCAGAACAACUCCAGACUCAUCCACGCCCCUUACCCGUUCCCAGUCAUAAUACAUAUCCUCCCAGUCUUGCCGGAACCCAAUCGAGUGCGCUUUUAGCGGAACUCCCAAUUCCUUAGAGACAGCUUCAGCAGCUACCUUCCAGGAAUCACCUCCAAUACCCGUGAAAAGCGUAUACGCCCCAUGACCCGCUAGGUCAAUUGUAGAAACCGGUUUCCCCGGAACAGCCCGAUUGAGCCAAACAUGCGGCAGCCGACUCCCUGGAUAUGUACUGGGUUCGUGGUACAAAACCGGAUCUUCAGCGGCUUUUCCAUGAAGGGCAUAUAUUUCUUUUUCGUC
Aspergillus glaucus CBS 516.65 is the source of this 3770-nucleotide messenger RNA. RefSeq lists its product as uncharacterized. Gene Ontology annotation, molecular function: DNA binding; zinc ion binding; catalytic activity. Bases 44 to 3280 code for a protein of 1078 amino acids. NCBI's taxonomy places the organism in Eukaryota, Fungi, Ascomycota, Eurotiomycetes, Eurotiales, Aspergillaceae. The transcript has 8 exons. Gene Ontology annotation, biological process: DNA-templated transcription. The record is from RefSeq and is a predicted model, not a curated record.